CGAUACAGUAAGAACGUACUGAAUCACUUCCGGCCGGUGUGUCACCGGAAGAACGUUGCGAUUGGUUAAGGCGAACCCAGAGGGAGGCUCGUCUCUCAGCCGUGUCGUCGUCUAGCGGUUCAGUGCCGAGAUUUUUUUAGUUUUUCUUGUUCGACCGCACGCACUCUUCUUUCUUCCGGCACAUGCGUAGUGACGGCGACGUCAUUGACGCCAGACUAAAUUACCGCCAAAUGUGCGACGGCUGCCAGGGGCCAGUACGGUCGGGGCCAAAUUUUGCUGACCUUUUUUCCAGAACCUUAACGUACCUGAAAUGUUUUUUCGUAAGUCCACCGAUAAUUUAUCCAACCUCGCUUGCAGCCAAGAGCUAGCAGCUGUGGCCGCCGCGUGUGUUUCGUGUGUGCCGGUUUUAUUUUUUCUUCUUCUUCUGGCACGCAUGCAAACGUCAACGUGGAAAGGAUUGAGAGUGUUUUGGCCAGCUGGUGCUGCUGCCGUCGAUAAACCGGAUUAUUGAGGUGCGGUAGACCGAUUUCGGUGCAGUGCGUUUGUCGCAGCGAUCCCGUGCGUCCCAGUAGGCUGUGCGGGUGCGUACGGCAGAGCCUCAGCGAGAGUCGAGACCCGUAGAUAAGAUCUAGAUAGCAUCUCGCUGGGGGGUGUGUUGCUGCUGACUCGUGGUUACGACGACGACGACGGCGACGAAGGCGACGUACAACCUUGUCGCCGGUAGCGGUAUUCGUGCAUCGUAAGCACCGCCGCGUCACCAGCGGCCGAUAUUCGAGCUCAGCAGUGGUUACCGGUUUGUUGUUGAGUCGUCGUACUCGUUCCUCGUCUGGCGACCAAAGAACAUUUCCUCAGCGGCCGUGCGUCGUCGUCGUCGUCGUCGUCUGCGAUAACGAGUUCCCAGUGUUGAAGGAAUGUCGUCGUCAUCGUCGUCGCGUCUGAGUCAGCGUCGUCGGCAAGCCGGACCGGUGGCCGAGAGUUAAAUUUGCAACACCCCCUACAUCCCUCACUCAAUUCUCAAUCCUCAGCCGACACACGUGCACAUUAUGCAACGUGCGUGAACGAAAGCUGGUCGGUACGUAACACGCCCGCGACAACGACGACGACUCUCGUGAGAAGAACGCCGCACGAACCGCUGUGCCGUGCCGUGGCUCGUCCGGAAGGGGCCAACCGUUCAGCGAUAAUCGUCGUUUGCUCGUGACUGGGUGCAGCAGACCACCACCGGCGUGUCGGACGGAACGAUGGCUGCGUUACAACGUAGCAAAUUGAUCGGUGUCAUCGACGAAGGCACCAACAGUGCCCGCUUUGUGAUAUUUAAAGUUCCGGAGUUUGAGGAGCUCUGUUCGCAUCAGGUACGCAUUACACAGAUAGUGCCGCGGGAUGGCUGGUCGGAGCAAGACCCACGGGAAGUGCUGGAAGCGGUGCGGCUCUGUAUGGCCGAGGCCUGCUGUCAGAUGGAAAAGCUUGGCUUCCUGGUGAAGGACAUUUCCGCGAUCGGUAUCACGAACCAGCGAGAAACGACGGUUGUCUGGGAUAAGAACACUGGUGAACCGCUAUAUAAUGCAAUCGUUUGGAACGACAUACGGACAGCGGAAAUGAUAGACGGGGUUUUGGCGCACCAGCCCGAUCAAAGUCCUAGCAACUUUCGCACCAUCUCGGGUCUACCGAUUUCCCCGUACUUUUCGGCACUCAAGCUGAAAUGGUUGAAGGAAAAGGUGGUAGGAGUGCGGAAGGCAUGCCGUGAAAAGCGGUGCUAUGCGGGUACUAUCGACACCUGGUUGCUAUGGAAUUUGACCGGUGGCACCAAUGGUGGAUCGUUUAUGACCGACGUCACGAAUGCUUCCCGCACGAUGCUGAUGAACAUCGAAACACUACACUGGGACCCGCAGUUGACGAAAUCGUUCUCCGUGCACCCGGACAUGCUGCCUGAGAUCCGCAGCUCAUCGGAGAUCUAUGGGUACAUCAAGGAUAACUCGGUGCUCGAUGGCAUUCCAAUUAGUGCCAUACUGGGCAACCAGCAGGCCAGUCUGGUCGGGCAAAGGUGUUUGAAGGAGGGUCAGGCCAAAAAUACCUACCGGAGAGGUUGUUUUUUGCUGUACAAUACUGGCACGAGGUGUGUCCAGUCACAGCACGGGCUUGUUACGACGGUGGCCUACAAGAUGGGUCGGGAUGAACCUCCGGUAUACGCUUUGGAAGGCUCAGUGGCCGUCGCCGGUGUGGCAAUGAACUGGCUUAAGGAUAAUCUCGAAAUGAUCAAGGACAUUCCAGUUGACUCGGAGAAGAUUGCUGGCAGCGUCUCAUCCACGGGCGACGUUUACUUCGUACCUGCGUUCACCGGGUUGUAUGCUCCCUACUGGCGAAAGGAUGCCCGAGGCAUCAUUUGUGGUUUAACCAGUUUCACUACCAAGCAUCACAUCGUCCGGGCUGCCCUGGAAGCGGUAUGCUUCCAAACGCGAGAUAUUAUCGAGGCUAUGAAAAAAGACUGCGGCAUAAACCUUAACAAGCUACACGCUGACGGUAAUAUGUCGAACAAUGGACUAUUGAUGCAACUGCAGGCGGAUCUGAGCGGCAUUCCUGUGUUGAAAACGGAAGUGCAUGAUCCCGCUGCCCUCGGUACGGCUAUGGCUGCGGCUCAGGCAAAAGGCAUCGACUUGUACAACCUGAACGCGGACAGUCGAGGUUACACGGGAAUACAUUCACACCAUGAGACGUUCCUUCCUACGACGACGGAGGAGGAACGGAAUGCCCGGUACACUAAGUGGAAAAUGGCCGUUCAGCGGAGUUUAGGAUGGGCAGUGACGAAGAAGAGCGAGGCAAUGACGGAUGAACGAUACAGCUUACUGGCUUCGAUACCAGCCGGCCUGUUCCUGGCGUCAGCGUUCAUAAUGCUCGUUCUCUCGGAACGGCGGUGAUUGAUGCAUAUGAUGAUGUGUAGCCAGGAAGAACCUAGUCUAUUGUUCAAUAUGACCACAAAACUGCACAAUUUUCAUCUAGAAAAUGAAAACAGCAGGAUUUUAUUGGACAAUGCCGAACCGGACGGUGCUAUUAAAGUGGCAGCACAACUGAUACCUUAAGAGAUACACAGCUGAUCGUACAAUAAAAGUACUUAGGAAACGUUCCCACGAGCAGCAGUCCAGUCUGAAGGAUCGAUUCAGGAUAGAUAGAACUGGUGCACAAGAGAAACAAAUAUUCCAGGUAAAUCCGAUUAUUACCUUAAACGUGAGAUGGUAAUAAUUUAUGAUGCUGGGCUAAACCCGUGCUAAAAUGAACCUAGCUAGCGUAGUAUAAAGUUGUUUGUUAUUGCUUUCCGGGGAGAUGGUUUAGAGUUGCUUGUUUAACAUAUUUAUUAGCUGUUUUCGUUACUUUAUACAAGAGUGUAAUAAUUAGUUUUACACAGGGCACAACUCCAACUGAAGACAUUUGAAUAUAAGUAUCAUGUUACGAUGAUAUGCACUGUAUUAAACUAGCUCCAAUAAAAUAA
Anopheles darlingi is the source of this 3478-nucleotide messenger RNA. It is a transcript of the gene Gk2, whose product is annotated as glycerol kinase. The coding region runs from base 1239 to 2909 and encodes 556 amino acids. The transcript has 10 exons. The record is from RefSeq and is a predicted model, not a curated record. Gene Ontology annotation, biological process: triglyceride metabolic process; glycerol metabolic process; glycerol-3-phosphate biosynthetic process. Gene Ontology annotation, cellular component: mitochondrion. Gene Ontology annotation, molecular function: glycerol kinase activity. Lineage: Eukaryota; Metazoa; Arthropoda; Insecta; Diptera; Culicidae.